Molecule: messenger RNA, 1110 nt
Organism: Suillus clintonianus
Lineage: Eukaryota; Fungi; Basidiomycota; Agaricomycetes; Boletales; Suillaceae
Product: glycosyl transferase
Exons: 2
Coding region: 1-1110 (369 amino acids)
Biological process (GO): L-tryptophan biosynthetic process
Cellular component (GO): cytosol
Molecular function (GO): anthranilate phosphoribosyltransferase activity
Source: RefSeq, a predicted model, not a curated record
AUGACAGAAUAUACUCCCGAUUCCUUCAAAGUUCUGCUUGGAAAACUCGUCAAGACUCCCGAGUAUUUCACUCCAGAAGACCUUAAAUUUGCACUCCAUCAUCUGUUUACCCCCAAUGCUGUCCUUCCCGCACAAAUAGGUGCAUUCCUCACUGCCCUCCACAUAGGAAGAGUAGAAAGACGCCCAGAGUCUCUCGCUGCAGCUGCUGAAGUUCUAAGAGCGCGCGCGUUACAAGCAGACAUCGAAGAUGGAGACACGGAUUUCGUUGUCGAUAUCGUUGGAACUGGAGGAGAUGGUCACAAUACGUUCAACGUCAGUACCACAGCAGCCGUCGUUGCUGCAGGCGCAGGUGCUCGAGUAAUCAAGCAUGGAAGCAGGGCUUCCACGUCUUCAUCUGGAUCGGCAGAUCUUUUACAAUCCCUCGAUUGUUCAUUUGCUGCCCCUACACUAGGCAUUCCCUUCCCCAUAUCUAAGGUGCCAUUCACUUUCAUCCUCGCCCCUCAUUACCAUCCUGCACUCGCUAUGAUUGCACCAUACCGCAAGUCCUUACCCUUCAGAACGCUCUUCAAUGUCCUUGGACCCCUUAUAAACCCUGCAUGUCCACGAGGAAUGGUUUUAGGCGUAGCUGAGCGUGAACUUGGUUCUACGUUCGCUCAGUCCCUCCGUGACGGCGGCGUCGAGCGCGCUCUCGUGGUAUGCGGAGCCGAAGGACUUGAUGAGAUUAGCUGUGCCGGCGACACGUACGCGUGGCAAUUGGAGGAUGGCAAAAUUACGGAAAUUCGUUUGCACCCACACCUUUUCGGACUUGGCAUCCAUCCACUCACAUCCGUAGCUGGCGGAACACCGACAGAGAAUGCAGGGACAUUCAGGGCGCUCCUGAACUCGGGUAAUGACAUACCGGAGUCGCUGAUACCCGUUCUGCACUUUGUAUUGUUGAAUGCAUCGGCGCUUUUGGUUGUUGCAGGCUUGGCUUCGGACUUCAAAGAAGGGGUUGCGCUAGCGAUGGAUAGCAUAACGUCUGGACGUGCAUGGGAUGCCCUUGUGGCGUUUCAGGUUGCAGGUAGAGAGGCAGUGAAGGAGACAAGCGGACCUCAAAACGGCAGAACUUGA